This is a messenger RNA of Acipenser ruthenus (sterlet), 3198 nucleotides long. RefSeq names its product tumor necrosis factor alpha-induced protein 3-like. The transcript is spliced from 10 exons. NCBI's taxonomy places the organism in Eukaryota, Metazoa, Chordata, Actinopteri, Acipenseriformes, Acipenseridae. The record is from RefSeq and is a predicted model, not a curated record. Bases 405 to 2717 code for a protein of 770 amino acids. Gene Ontology annotation, molecular function: DNA binding; zinc ion binding.
CCGAAAUGCGGUCCAGCGGUGUAACCUUUUCAUACAACUCAAGUAAACGACAACUGACGCUGUCUCCACGGUAGCACCAAAGAGUUCUGUGUAAGAACCUUUCUGUUGGCCGCCUCGGAUGAUACAGUCUUGAGCGCACCUGUUGUUUUAGGUUUACGUGCAGACCCAAGUCGCUUGGUCUGGGUUGUUGCUCACCCCACUGUGUUUUAGCCAGAGGGUUAAAUGCCGAGAUAUUUUUAAACUGUGGAAAGUCCCUUGCUUUACUAGAUACUCCCACAACAGUGAAACACCUCUCACUAUACGCCGGCUUCAUGACGGAAAUAUCAAACUUAGUGGAGUACAGCAGACGCAUCUAAUGCUGGGAGCCUUGAAAAGAUUAUUUUCAAACUGAGUAUUUAUUUGCUAUGGAAGUAAGAAACCCCCUACCCCAGUCACUUGAAGACAGCAAUCUGACCAAAGCGCUGAGACUGAGAGAACGUAUAGCAGCAGAUAUUACGAGGCGGCUGAGUCAGAGACCCUCCAUUCACCACCUCCGCUCCCUGCACCAGCACAGCGUGCACCUGUGUGGAUACAAGUCUUCCAGCGCGCGGUGCAGAGACCUCAUCAAAGAAUCUCUCUGUGACCCGCGCCUCCUGAGACGCUUUGAAGACAGCCGAGGUCUGAACUGGAGCAAACAAGUCAGACGGCUCUUUCCACUGAAGAAUCCUGGGAAAAACAACAGCCUGCUGGACGCCGUGUCUCUUUACAUGUGGGGAGUGUGUGAUGCUGACUCUGUGCUCCACGCUGCUCUCUAUCGCACCCUGGCUGAAAGCAGUGCGGCCGAGCUCAGGCUGGCAGCACCCAGGAGAGCAGCCCGAUACACCUCAGCUCACCUCCCUCCUGACUCUGGGUUCUGCGCUGAAGAAUGGCAGAAUAUAGUGAAGACGGCCGACCCAAAGGCAAAAGCAGAGACGUCUCUGAUUCAUUUCUAUCAAGAUAUCUAUCUGCAUGUUUUGGCAAACAUCAUCAGAAGGCCAAUUAUUGUCAUUGCCGGAAGCUCUAAGGAAAGCAGUUCUGUUUCCUCAGAUGCAGUUCCUAAUCCUGCGGGGGUGUAUCUGCCACUCCUCUGGGAGUCUGAUGAGUGUUGCUGUUUCCCGGUGGUCCUGGGAUACUCAAGUCACCACUUCACCCCACUGGUGAAUGUCAACAAUCCUGGAGCGGAAAUGGACGCGCUGCCACUAGUUAUGCCCACUGCAUAUGGAAUGGUGGCCCUGCCAGCUCCCUUUCUUCCUGACUCAGAACAGCGCACUAAACAGCAGUUUCUUAACAAGUACCUCAAUAUUACUGCUGUUUACUUGGAAGGCAAUGUGACCGAGACAGUCUUUGCAGCCCGGUUGCAAGGAAAUAACUUACCAGAGGAUCUCAGCUUGGUUCAGGACUACUUCAAAUUAGUGCACCAUACUUGCAGGCAGGUUGAAUUAACGAUGGAAAGCGAAAGGGCACAGGAUGUGAGCAGGAAACAGGAAAACCGUUUCUCUCCGUCGGGCCUCUCUAUCACCGCAGACAACUGCCUAACAUCGGGCUGUCUCUACUUCUGCUCCAAGUUCACCCAGCCGUUCUGCCACCAGUGUUUCAAAGACUUUCAAAGCAAAGGUUCGCCUCCAAGGUCCUGUCAUUCUCACCAGGAGUCCAGGAGACAGGACCGGAAAGAGAACUCCUCGGAUCGAACUACUUUCUAUGGGAACGCCAGCCCUUCGGAGGUGAAGCUGCCAACUGGGCCAGCAUCGGCUCCUGCUGCAUCUUCUAACCUUUCCUUCUUUAACGAGGUCAGCGUCCAGAAUAUCAGAACUCCACAGCCUGGUAAUUUGACUCAGGCUGCGGUGUUCCCCGAUCCCUCUCAGAGACUGGUUGGAGACACUUUCACGGAGAACGAGGUCUCUCCCCAGGAGCCUGCAGACAGCAUCCUGGACUUCCUGGGAGGGAGGUGUAUAAUCUGCAAGAAGGAGACCAGGACCUUUAAUGGUUUGUGUUUCACGUGCUUGCAGAUCAGAGCAGAGGCUUCGAGACCCGAGGGUCCGCAGCCCUCUUCCUCAUUGGAAGGGCUUCAUCCCUCGUUCAAGAUGCACAGCGAGGAGCUGCAAGACCCUGCCUCCCUCAGUAAAGACAAUGGGAAGCUGUGCAUCACCCCAGGCUGCCAAUACUUCGGGACCCCACAGCACUUUGGCCGCUGCACCGUUUGCUAUAUUGCUUCCCAGGGUGAAACAGGACAGUGCGGCCCAGAGAAGGGAGACGCUGGUGUUCCUAGCGACCAGCCUCCUCAGGUUUCCUCCAUCCUCAGGAACAUGCCGCGGUGCUGCGUCCCCGGGUGUAGCAUGCUGGGGAAUCCCAGAUAUAAUGGCUGUUGUGAGAAAUGUUUCAUCUUGAACCAGAAUACAGGGUUACAGAGAUCAGGGGGCAAUCCUUCAGCUGUGCAUCCUGGUCAGAGAACCGCAUCCCCAAACCGUCAACACUACAGACCCCCAGCCGAACACGAAUUGCUGUGUGAGAAUUUUAUGGAGAAGGCUGUCCUGGGAACCAGGAAAGAGCCCACUGGCCCUGCUGGCAGUGACCAGUCUGCCGCAGCCAAUCCAGAGCAGGCUGAGAGAACCUGCAGGGCCAGUGGCUGCCGGAACUAUGGCAACAGCAAAUGUGAAGGAUACUGCAAUGAAUGCUAUCAUCGUAUCAGGAGCAGGCAGUGAGUAGAAACCAACACACCGGGAAACAGUGGCAGCACCUUGAAGCAUUUCCAAGUGGAUGGCAGUGCAGGCUAGAUCAAUGAACAUCGUUCAUACUGACAAGUCGUGAGCACACAUGAUGAUGGACUCUGCACUAUUCUUGUGCCUCAUUGUACUGUAUCUAACCACUCUUUUUAUUCUGGCUAUACCAGGCUUAGUUCUUUUGUAGCAAACAGAAUUUAUUUUUUCAUAGUUUUUUUCAUGGUGCUAAUAGGAUCACUCUAAUAAAAAGAUGCUGUAAGAAGUACAGACUAGCACAUUGCUCUUGUAUGUAUAUAUAUAGCAGAUUGGUUGUGUAUAAUUGCAGGUUAUUAGUAUGGAGUUUCAGUACCUGAAAGACCUGUUUUCUACCUCCCUGAUUAUUAUUUUUUUUUUCCCAUGAAACUUAUUAACCAGACUGAACUGUUAAGAAUUAUGAGAAAAUAAAAGCAUUUUUUGAUCAGUU